Molecule: messenger RNA, 1145 nt
Organism: Trichobilharzia szidati
Lineage: Eukaryota; Metazoa; Platyhelminthes; Trematoda; Strigeidida; Schistosomatidae
Source: the annotation of a GenBank genome assembly
AUUCUGAAUCGUUCAUUUCAAUGAAGUGUGUGUCAGUAGUAACGCGUGAUGACUCCCCAAAUAAUUAACUAGACUAGUAAAUUAACUUAGUGAACUUUGCACUGAAAUACACAGCACUUUUUUGUGUCUUUUGUAAAUAAAUUUAAGCACACGUCUUAUCUCUGUUUCCAUUAAAACUUCAUCUCUGUGUAGAAUUUAAGGCCACCAGAGUGAUUAUUGAAAAAGAAGCUUCUCUAUUAUCGUAUAUACAAAUGAGCUUAAGCAAGUCAAUCACAAGGGUAAUACUGCUGGCAGUGAUUCAAAUAGCAGAAUUUGUUGGUUUCGUACUCUUCUUACAUUUGUUUCCAAAUUACAGAGAGUCGUUCUUAGCAUAUAAAUAUGUGGGGUUUCUGCUAAUUGGUUUAGCCUAUCUUUUAACACUAUCGUUCGUUUUUUCGAUGAAACUUUAUGGAACAUAUCCUUUAAAUAUCAUCUUACUGAUAAUAAAUGCAGCUUUAUUAGGUGCUGGUUUCUCAUUACUUAUGUACAUAGAUAGUCUAACAUGGACCGAUGGAUUUUUAGUCGGCGAUUUUAUUGUCGUGUGUAUAUUUCUUGCCAUUGGAAGCAGAAUUAAAUUUUUCAGUUCAACUUUAGUGUAUAUUCUAACAGUUUUGUUGGCGAUUGCAGUUGUAGCACUUUCAAUUAUUGCUGCAACAAAGAAGAUUCCAUGGAUCGAUGACAAAGCGAUUUGUUUAUCAAUCUUUGUGUUAUCAGUAAUGCUUCUUUUGAUCGAAGGUCAUAAUAUGUCUACGGAAGAAGAGACAUACGCGUUGGCAGCUCUAAUGAUAUUCAUCACCUAUGUGAUGAUCUACUAUUCAGCAUGUUUAAUUAAAUUGAAAUAUCUUAGGGAAUGGCUUUUCUUUGUCACAAAUUAAUUUGUUCAAACUUUGCCACAAAUGAUUUGUCUAAGGUUCUUUCUCUUUACAUAUGAUUGCUUAUUCAUAUAAAACUGUAAUUAUUUUCCAAAGAUAAACUGAACGCACUUUGAUUUUGUUUGAUGAAAAAUGCUACUCUUAAAUUCAGGCUGUUACAUUUCAAAAUGAAGAAAUUAUUAUUGGAAUUAGCAUUCCUUUUUUUCAUAUUGAGAUGAGACAUUUACUUUACAA